Messenger RNA from Petromyzon marinus (sea lamprey), 8094 nucleotides. RefSeq lists its product as uncharacterized. The record is from RefSeq and is a predicted model, not a curated record. Gene Ontology annotation, cellular component: extracellular matrix. Gene Ontology annotation, biological process: proteolysis; extracellular matrix organization. NCBI's taxonomy places the organism in Eukaryota, Metazoa, Chordata, Hyperoartia, Petromyzontiformes, Petromyzontidae. Gene Ontology annotation, molecular function: metalloendopeptidase activity.
CCACUGCGCCACCGCUCCGAUACAACUCACACACAACUCACGUGCACAGCUGACGCGCGCACAGACGGACUCGCACACUCACAAUAACACACCGCAACACCGCCCCGCCCCCGCCCCCCCGCCGCUUAUAAACGCGCAGCGCUCCACUCGCAACCUCCAUCAGUGAGCAGAGAGCGGAGCCAAAGGCGGAGAGGAGAGCGGAGUGAUAGAGGAGAGAGAGAGAGCGGAGUGAUAGAGAGCGAAGUGAUUGUGGAGAGAGAGAGCGGAGUGAUAGAGAGCGGAGGGAGCCACUGGAGACGAGAAGACGAUGCGACUCUCCUGUCGGUCUCACGGGCGCAUGUAUUAACAACAGGGCUGCCGCAAGGGAGCAGCCGAGUCGAGACGGCGCUGACGGACAGGUGGCAGCGAGCACGUGGGCGACGAGGGCGGGGAAGUAUGGUCAAGCAGCCUGAAGCUCCUUCAGCUCUUGGAGAACCGUUGCCCUAUCUUCGCUGCGAGAGUGUCACCCGUUGAACGUCCCAAGCUGCACUUUCCGCUUGGCCUGCCUGCUGCGUCGCUCUGCUGUCAUCUGGCUCGCGCAGCGUCCCAGCUGUUUAGCACCCCCCUUUUUUUUCCGCUGACCUUCUUGCCGAGAACGGACGGCCUCGCGUUCCGGAGGGAUUUCCGCGCGUGGCCCCACGCGAUCCUCGGCGGAUCGCGUUAGCCGCGGCCGUUCUGAAGCGUCCGAACGUUUGGCGAACCUCUCUCGCGUGCGUUCGGGCACAUUUCUCUGCGGCGAAUCGGCAGGAGGUAAACCGACGGGCAAGGCACCGACAGAACCAAGUCGGGCUCCCCUGAAGCGUGACCUGGCUGGCCUGCGGAGUACAAAUAAUGCUCCUGUAGGCAUCGGUUGAGCCAUCUGGGCCAUGCGCUCAGCCGCCCUCCUGGUUCUCUGUCUGCUGAUGGCUAAGUGGGACGCGCCUUGGGCUGAGCGGUGCCUUCUGGGCGAGGGAGGCAACGGGCCGGACGAGACGGAUCGCCGCCCCGUCGCGCACGAGUCCGUCCUCGUGCGCGCGCCACGCUUCCACGACUCCGGUGCGAGCGCCCGCCUGCACGUGCGCGCGUUCGGCCGCGAGAUGACGCUUCGUUUGCGCCGUGAGACGGCCUUCCUGGCGCCGAACUUCCGCGUGGAGACGGCUCCUCCUCGACCCGGCGAUCGGCCCCGGCUGCGGCUCCAAGGCGCGGAGCGCUGGCUGAGAAAGUGCUUCUACUCCGGCGCGGUGGUGGUGGCGACGCAGCCCGGGAACGGGAGCUACUUUUCGUCGCCAUCGCCUGAAGCGCGUGACGCGUCCUCGCGGAAGGAUUAUCUCUCGUUGGCAAGGGAUUACGUUUCUCGUUGGUUCGACUACCUCUUGCCCGGCUCGCCAUCCACCGACUCCGCUUCGUCCGGUGAACGGGACCGCUUUGCUCCGCCACCGCCGCCACCGCCGCCGCCGUCUUCUUCUGCCUCGCUCAGCCUGUGCGGAGGGAUGCUGGGCGCGUUCCGCGUCGGAGACGAGGAUUUCACCAUCAAGCCGCGGUACCGCCUCGCCGGCAGGAGGACGCGGCGACGGCGGAGCGACGCGGCGUGGCCGGCCGCCAGCCGCGCCGAACGCGAGCACGUGGUGACGCGCGUCGUCGGCGUCGCCGCGGGGAAGCCGACCGCCGGCCGUCGCGCGCGACGCUCGGCGCCCGGCCGGAACGACCCAAGGGACGACGGCGGCGACGGGGAGGGCGUGGACUGGGCCGAGGUGCGCACGCGCCGCCUGGACGCGCUGCUCGUGUGCGACGCGGGGGUGGCGCGAGCGCACCGCGGCGACGCGCACGCGCACGAGGUGGCGCACUACGCGCUGGCGCUGGCGCACGCGGCCCGCGCGCUCCUGGCCCACGCCACCACCCGCCAGCGCGUGCACCUCGCCGUCUCGCGCGUCGUGGUGUUGGAGGAGGGUGACGAGCUCGGCGGGGAGGCGGCGGUGCCGCCGCGGAGUCACGGGGGGUCGUCGUCCCCGCGGCCCAAGGAAGCCGAAGGAGGCCGUUUUGAAGUCACCGCAGGUCGCGGGAAGGAAGCCGCGGGUCACUGGGAGGACGCGAGAGCUCGUGAGGAAGUCAUUAAAAGUCAAGUGGCGGACGAUGGCUUGCCAAGAGGCGGCAAGGUUGCUCCUGCGAGACCCGGUCUUCCGAUGGACCGUGGAAUGACCGUGAAGGGAAAAACCUCGGGCGAUCUUGCCAUGGACAGGAAGUUGCCGACUGGUGGCACCCUGAGCGACCACAAGAAACCUCGAGUGGUCAAUGCAGGUGCUGGAGACAGCAGCCAACGGGGAGUUGAGCACGUGGCAGAGAGUGCUAGGUUGUCAAGUGCCAGUUUGGGUGGCAAUCCAUCUGAUGGAUACGCUAAGGCGAGCAGUGAGCAGGACAGAAAGGUCCAUUCCAGGGGUAUAAGUUUGGCAGAUGGUGCGACUGUGCCCGGUGAAAGGGGCUCACUGCACAGGAAUGGCCCACACACAGACGGAAGCUCAGAGACAACUCGGAGCUCACGUGGCACAGGAUAUUUUGAGGACUCGCCCACAAAUGGACGGCUGUUCAAUGGCAAAGCAGCAAUGGGGGGGAACUCGUCUCCAGACGUUCAGGCGUGGCUACAUUACAAGCACUCGCAACGGACUCCAGCCACCGCGAGGGCGAACUUGGAAGGAGGCGGCGUGCGGGACAGAAAUGCGUCGAGUGAGAGCGAAUCUCCCAGGGACGGGGGACAACCAGUGGUAGCCACGAGAGACAACUCUACAGCGGGGAGUAAAGGGGCGAACAAAUAUUUAGCGAACGGUAAUUGGCGCGGUGCAUCUCCAACGGUGGUAAAAUUGGCAAAGCGUAAUGAAACUGGCGGCGUGUCAAUGGGGAGUUUUAAAACUGAGGGCAACUUUGCAAUCAAGGGUAAGUCAUCAAUCGAUGGUAAAUCAUCAUUAGAUGGCAUCUCAGAUGGUAAUCCAUCAACAGAUGGUAAAUCAUCACUGGAAAGUAAAUCCAAUCGUAAAUCAUCAAUGGAUGGUAAAUUAGAUGGUUUAUCUUCAAUAGAUGGUAAAUUGCUAUUGCUUAGUAAAUCCGAAGAUAAAUCAAUGGACAAAAAAACCUAUGGCCAACCAUCAGUGAAUAGUAGCGUGUUAGUUCACAGUAAACCUUCGUCGAAUUGCGAAGCAAACGGUACCUCUGCAGCAGGCAGCAAAUCGGAUGAUUUGCCCUCCGUACUGAUAGCUGGGAAAUUGUUAAUUCACGAGCAAUCAAAUGCAAAGUCAGUAGAUAGCAAAUCUGCAAUGGGUGGCAAAUUUGAUUGUAAAUCUGAUAGUAAAUCGCAGGCAAAGGGACAUUUGGAAGACACACAACAAAAAGAUGGAACAUUUGGUAGCACAUCACCACUGCAUGGUAAAUCAGAUGUUAAAUCCCAAAAAGAGGGUGAUCUAUGGGUUAAAACGGACCAGGAACUGCCAAAAGAUGGAAAUUUACAUGGACAACUGCCAUUCGGUGACAAACCUUACAAUAAAUCACAACUGGGCGAUAACUCCGAAGGUAAACCUAUUGCCGAUUUGUCACCGGAUGGUAAGAGUGAAGGUGAACCAGGUUGUUUGUCACUGUUGGGCAAGACAUUCAAUUGUGAGUUGCGAGCGGGCGCCAAAUCGGACGCUGGGCCGCGUCCCGACAGUGAAGCAGGCAGCAAAUCAGACAGUGAAUCAAGCACAAAACUCUCGGCUUUGCUCAAAGCAGAUGGUAAAUUUGACAAUAAAUCAACUGCCACGUCAGACGGAAAGCCACAGCCUUUGUUUAAAUUUGCCGGCAAAACAGAUGGCAAAGCAGAUGGAAAGUUGGAGAGUAAACUACCACCUGUUGGUAAAUCGGAUGGUAAAACCAAUGGCAGACUGUCAGCUAAUUGUAAAGCAGAUGGGAAUUCAGAGUGCAGAUCGGACAGUAAAAUUCCACCUUCAAUUGUACCGGAUAAGCAAGUGCAUGGUCAAGCGGAGAGUAAACCUCCACCUAAGGGUGAACCAGGUGUUAAAACCGGCGGUAAGGUAAUACAUAAGUGGCCACUGUUUGGUACGUUUGAGGGUAAAUCUGAUCGUAAAUUGAAUGAAAAUUCAGAGGGUAAAAUAGACGCUGAAUUUGAUAGGGUACCAAUCAUUAAAUCUUACAACAAAUCUGAAAACAGUAAAUCUGUUCAUAAAUUAGACAGCAAAUCAGAUGGUAAAUCUGAUGAUAAUUCAGGCAGUAAAUUAGAUGACAAAUCAGCUGGAAAAUCCGAGAGUAAAGCGGAAGGUAAAGUAGCCGCUAAAUCAGACAUUAAACUUGAAGGCAAAUCACAGACUAAAGCAGAUGAUAAUGUCAACAGUAGACCACUUGUUGAUAUAUCAGCCGGUAAAGCAGAGCGUAAAUUAAACAGUACACUCACGCCUUUUGGUUCGUCUGCCGGUAAAGUGCACAACAACUCGGGAAGCGCUAAAUCCGAUGAGAGCAAAGCGGUCGAUAAAUCGGGCAGUACAGUUGCCUCCAAGUCAGACCACAAACCGCACGGUAAACCGGGAGGUCAAUCGGAUGGCAACGCUCCUGCUGAUAAAUCUGCCGGCAGAACCGAGCGCAGAGUGACGAGCACAGCGACUCCGUCCGUCAAAUCGGACCGUAAAUCCGAAUCGCACGACAAACCGCACGGCGAGCCCGGCGGCAAAUCUGGCGACGGAAAAUCUGGCGACGCAAAACCGGGCGAGAAGCACGAUGGGGCCAACAGCACGUCCCCCCAUGCCGGCAGGGGCCGGAGCGAGCCGGCGGCCAACGACACGAGGGGCCGCGUGGCCCCCGCGCCGCUGGUGGCGGCCCCUGCGGUGCCCGCAUCACGCGGCGACGCCGCCGCCACGCUCAGGAGCUUCUGCGCAUGGCAGAGGCGCGAGAUGCGAGGCGGCGCCGGUCCCGCGCACCACGUGGCCGUGCUGCUCACGCGACAGGAGCUGUGCGGAGCGCACAGCUGCCACACGCUGGGCAUGGCGGACGUGGGCACCGUGUGCGACCCCCAGCGGAGCUGUGCAGUCAUCCGGGACCACGGCAUGACGGCCGCCUACACAAUGGCGCACGAGAUCGGGCACAUCCUGGGCCUCCCGCAUGACGAGUCGAAGGCCUGCAGUGAGAUCCUCAAGGGGACAAACCACGCACAGCCGCCUCACCAGGACACCAGCGGACGUCCUCGCGCUCACAUCAUGUCGGCGACGCUGGCGCACGUGGACCCAGCGCGGCCCUGGUCUCCGUGCAGUGCGGCGCUGCUCGAUGACAUCUUCCACUCGGGGGGAGCCGACUGCCUCCUCUCUGCCCCCGCGGCUCCGCCACUCUCGACGGGCCACCAGGCGGAGCCGACGCCCUUCACCCCCGGGGCGCGCUAUCCCGCGAGCGUGCAGUGCCGCCUGGCGUUCGGCCCCGGCGCCCGCGUGUGCGCCCACACGGCUCCGUGCGCCAAGCUGUGGUGCGCGGUGCCGGGCGCCACGCUGGAGUCCGGCACCGGCGGCGCCCGGCACCGCGGCAAGGUGUGCGUGACGCGCCACCUUCCCUGGGCGCAGGGGACGGCGUGCGGGCACGGGCGGUGGUGCUCGCACGGUGUCUGCACUUCGGCGGAGCAGCGCGCCUCGGAUGUGGACGGAGGCUGGGGCGGGUGGGGCCCGUGGGGUCCCUGCUCGCGCUCUUGCGGCGGCGGGGCCCAGGUGUCUCCGCGCGCGUGCGACUCCCCGGCUCCGCGUGGCCAUGGCGCCUACUGCGGCGGCGCGCGUGUGCGCUAUCGCUCGUGCCACGCUCGGGCCUGCCAGCUCGCCACAGGCCUGUCGUUCAGGGAGGAGCAGUGUGCGCAGCACAACAGCGCGAGUGCCAAGGGCGCGCCCGAACCGCCGGGCCCGCCGGGCGCGCGGGCAUCGCGCCCCGUGCUCUGGGUGCCAAAGGUGUCGGGCGUGGCGCUGGCCGACCGCUGCAAGCUGCUCUGCCGUGCUAACGGCACCGCCUACUAUUACAUGUUUGCGCGCAGGGUGGUGGACGGCACGGCGUGCGGAGCGGAGCCGGGCGGCGGGGUGUGCGUGGAGGGGCAGUGCGUGCCCACGGGGUGUGAUGGCACCCUGGGCUCGCGCGCCGCGCGGGACCGCUGCGGUGUGUGCCGCGGGGACGGCUCCUCGUGCACGCUCGUCAGCGGCGUCUUCACCCGGCCCAAGCGUUUCGGCUACAACCACGUGGUUACCAUCCCGGCCGGUUCGGCGCGGAUUCACGUGACGCAAAUGUCGUCGCCUCCGUCGCCAUCGGCACCCUCCACUCCGCCGUUGCUGCCGCCGUCAUCGCCCCCCGACACCGCGUACCUGGCGGUGCGUGGGGCGGACGGACGCUACCUUCUAAACGGGCAGCUCGUCGUGACGCCGGGCAGCCGAGACAUCCGCCUGCUGCCCGCUGCUGCUGCUGCCCAGCGGACGGACAGCGCGGGUCGGAGCAGACGGGGAGCGGCGGGUGCGGGCCCAGCAAGAGAGAGCGUGAUGCUGUACAGCGGCGCGUUCUCCAAUCCCGAGACGUUGAGGGCGCUGCUGCCGAUUCCCGAGGCCCUGUCGCUGGAGGUACUCUGUGCGGGCAGCGGGGGCAAGAGCAAGCUGCCCCCCGUGUGGCUCAAAUACUCGUACGCUGCGCGCAGGACUGGGCAGUCAGACACGGGCAGAGGGCAGCAGCAGAGAGUCAAUAACCAGCAGGGAGAGAGUAAAGAGCGCGAGGAGAGAGGAGGCAUGGUGCAGCAAGACGGAGGAAACCAGAAGGGGCAAGAAAGACACAUUAAGGGGCAGCAGGCAAAACACCGAGUGCAGCAGGAAAAACAUGAUCAAAAGCAGCCGGGAGAAAAUAUCAAGAGGCAGAAGGGGAAGGGUAAGGGUCCGCAUUCGCAGAGGCCGCAGGAUAAAGUGGUGGCUCGGAGUUCCAAAAGUGGAGACCAACUUGACGGGCAACACAGGCCGGGCGUGCAACUCAAGCCCGUCGGUAGAGAGGCUCACGUUGACUCCAGAUCGGAGGGGCGGCAGUUGAAAGGACAUAAAAGUGCAUCGCAGCAGGUCAAAGGUCGACAAGGGAACGGUAACUGGAAAACACAUCCCACCAAAAGCCAGCAUAAAGGGAGCGCGGUGUCCUCAAAAGGACAGCUGAAUAAAGGGCAGCAAGGGAAAGGUCAAGGAGACGGCAGACAACAUCUCAGCACAGGGGAGAGGAGCAAAGCAUGAUCACGAUAAUGAAGGUGUGAACGAAGUUGGUGUAGAUGAUGGUGAAUAUAAGUGAAUGAUGUAAAGAUGAUAACAUCCAUGAUCCAGACGACAAGGUAACUCAGAUGAUGGUGGUGAUGAUGGUUGGCAGGAUGAUGAAGUUGACAAUCACGAGGUGUGUGGUCGUGAUGUCAACAUUGACAGUGAUUUACUGUGAAAUUGUCAAUGCGACUGCAAUGUAGGCUUCAUGUCAGAAACUGAAAAAAACAGUAUCUUUUAAUUGCUCAUUUCACUGUGGAUACAUUUUGCACUGGGCAUAAGGUUCCGUUUCUUAUUUGGUUCAGUAACUUCCGCAUGGCAUCGCUCCAAAAAUCUGUGAUGUACUGUACAAUGAACAUUAAAUAUCCUUUCAUCAUUAGACCUCCUUUGCCAGUACCAAAAUGUAAUAAUAGGGUUUUUCCCCUUUUUUCUGGACAAUGCAUAUUAUCACAGUAUGUUUUUUGUUUGCAUUUUGACUGCAGGUAUUGUGGUUAAUGCGGACAUGAAUCCUUGUAAAAAAGGUUUCAGUUUUGUUGCCAGAAAAAAGGGGAAAAACCUAUUAUAAUAUUAUUAAAUAUCCUUAUUCCGGUGUUUCUUACAGAGGGCGUUUUUUCCCAGUAUCGUAUGUCAUAUCACAUGUUUGAGAAUUACCAAUGAAAACAUGUUGAGAAUUGAUAACUAUCCUUGCAUAUCCAAAUGAAACAUAGCUAUUCAUACCUACAUAUCUUUGGGUAUCCAGGUUUUCCUUGGAAAAGUUAUUGUACUCAGGAUCUCCCUGAUUUAAUAAAGUACUGUGUAUCUAAUUGAA